AUGACAAUUAACACACACCGGAAUAAGUUUGAGCGCCUGACAAGAACACUGAGCAAAUCACAGCCCGGAGAGUUAUUGGGAGAGGAUAUUGCAAAAAGCAGGAGUGUUGUUAAUCUGUCGCAACAAGAAUUGACGAUUGACAUGCGUAGUGUGUUGUCGAAAGGUCUCAAUUUCGCUCUGACCCCAUCGUCUCUCCCAGUAGAGACAAUCGUUGCGAAUGUAGAGGACGCCAUUGUGCGCAAUAGAGUGCCGCACAGGGAAGCGGAAUGCCUUCGACAGGAUGUAUCCUCGCUGUUGCGCCGGAGUAAGUUACCUAAGCCCAACAUCAGCAAACAAGAGAGACUAGCGCUCUCGGCACUACGGGAAAAUGAAGACAUCCUGGUGUUGCCGGCGGAUAAGGGUAAUGCUACUGUAGUUGUGGACACGGCGCUCUACGAGGAGAAGGUUACGCAGCUGGUAGGAGAUACAAGCACGUAUAAGAAAGUGUCUUACAACCCUACGGCGCGCGUAACAUCGAAGUUAAACGGCUUAAUCGGCGCGCUAUCUGCGAAAGACCAGGCUAAGAAGUUGCGUCAGUUGAAUCCCACUACCCCUAAGAUUUAUGGGCUGCCCAAGAUCCAUAAAAAUGACUGGCCCCUGAGACCCAUUGUUAGCCAGAUAGACUCACCCACCUACAAGGCGUCCCGUUUUUGUCGAGUCUCCUGCAACCUCUAA
Molecule: messenger RNA, 714 nt
Organism: Leguminivora glycinivorella
Lineage: Eukaryota; Metazoa; Arthropoda; Insecta; Lepidoptera; Tortricidae
Exons: 1
Coding region: 1-714 (237 amino acids)
Source: RefSeq, a predicted model, not a curated record